ACACAACCAACCAGCGAAUCACACACACCACUCAGGCUUUAGCUCGCUGCUCUCCGCCAUCUUGUACGUGUGACCGAGGGACAAGGAGAGAGGCUCCGAGGCAUGGCUGCUCCGAGGCUCGCGACGCUGGCGCUGGCCGUGCUCCUGGCGGCGACCCUGGCGGCUCCCCCGGCCGCGGUGCGCGCGGCCAUGUCAUGCACCACGGUGUACAACACCCUGAUGCCGUGCCUGCCGUUCGUGCAGAUGGGCGGCGCGAUGCCCCCGCAGCCGUGCUGCGAUGGCAUCCGCAACCUGCUGCGGCAGGCCAGCAACACCCCCGACCGCCGCACCAUCUGCGGCUGCCUCAAGAACGUCGCCAACAGCGCCGCCGGCGGCUCCGGCACGUACAUCGACCGCGCUGCCGUGCUGCCCAGCAAGUGCGGCGUCUCCCUGCCCUACAAGAUCAGCACCAGCGUCAACUGCAACACGAUUAACUGAGGCGUCCUGUGCGCUCCCCGGGUGAGGAAUGCAUGCCGGAGAAUAAUAAAAUGCCGCUAGUGUUUAAGCUAGAAUGGACUAGAUCGAGAUGGUAUGCGUCUCUAGUCGUUGCUGGUGUUUAGGAAUCGUCUGAAGUUCCUCAUGGUGUGUCGUGGAUGUCCCGGCGAGCAGAGUAGUCAUGGACCUAUGUUUUCUUCCGUGUAUUGUGGCUAUGCAUUUCCUCGUGAAAGUACCUAUCAUUGCAGUAUCAUGGCCGUGUGCUUUUGUCACCGUGUGACUAUAAAAAAAAUACAUGAAACUGAA
Messenger RNA from Setaria italica (foxtail millet), 780 nucleotides. Its product is annotated as non-specific lipid-transfer protein 1. Gene Ontology annotation, cellular component: membrane. Bases 103 to 477 code for a protein of 124 amino acids. The record is from RefSeq and is a predicted model, not a curated record. Gene Ontology annotation, molecular function: lipid binding. Lineage: Eukaryota; Viridiplantae; Streptophyta; Magnoliopsida; Poales; Poaceae. The transcript has 2 exons. Gene Ontology annotation, biological process: lipid transport.